AUGAUGCUUUUCACGUUGGGUUCUGCUUCAGAAUCCUGGCCUCAGGUUCGGCUGACAGCAGAUCCUCCAGGGUCAGACGUGAUCCUAGGAGAGAAAGUUACUCUCACCUGCCAGGUCACUGGGUCCAAGGGCUGGAAAUAUAUCUGGACCAGAGAGACAAAUGGAGCCACCUCUCAGCUUCUGGGCAGCAGUGGGCAAGAUGGUGAAACGUACAUCCUGCAACCUGUGAGAAAGUCUGACCGAGGACUUUAUCAGUGUAGGGCACAGAGAGGAAGUGAACUUUCUAACAGCAACUCUCACAGCCUGCGAGUGCACGAUGUAGCACAGCCUGUCAUACGUCAGAAUCCUCCAGGACCUGAGUGGUUCAGUGGAGAAACUGUGACCCUUGAAUGUGAUAUAAGAGGAGGAUCUGGAUGGAGAUAUUCAUGGGCCAAAGUAACCACACAGACACGACUGCAGAGUCUGACUCCCAGUAGCAAAGAAACUUAUAAGAACUACAUUGUCCAGUCUGCUAAAGUAUCUGACAGUGGAGAAUAUAUAUGUCAGGCAGUAAGAGGAAGUGACCCAGGAUUUCAGUCUCGACCUGCAUCUCUGUAUCUCAGUGUAUCAGAAGGAGAGAAACCAGAAGCUGUUAUAACCUGGACAUCCCAUGAGGGAGAGACCUACACAGGAGAGAGGAUCAGUCUGAGCUGUAGGGUCAGGGGAGCCUCUUCUGGCUGGAAGUAUCUCUGGUACAAAGACAGACAGGGAACAGAACUGUCCAACCCUGACAACAGCAGCACUGAUGGCUCCAGUUACACCAUCAUCUCUGCUGCUCUGUCCCACAGUGGACAGUACUGGUGUCGGGCUCAGAGAGGGAGCUUUUACUCUCAGUACAGUGACCCUCUGCAGCUCAACAUUCAUGUUCGUCCACAGGCUGUUCUGAGUCUGGAUACAGGAUUUCUGCAGAUCUUGACCAAAGACAGUUUGACGCUGAAGUGUGAGGUUGAGGGAAGCUCUGUUGGAUGGAGCUACACAUGGUACGCAGAUGGAUCUCAGCUUCCUGAAGACCAGGAUGGACAGAACUUCACUGUGAGAUCUGGGAAUGGCUCCUAUCACAGGGAAUACAGAUGUAGAGGGAACAGAACUGAAGAACCAUUUUACUCCACAAUCAGCAAUGGUUUGGUGCCCAACAACAUUAUUUCACAGGGUGUGGAGAAUGUGUCUCGGAUUGGUGCUGGAUUGGCUGUUAUGAUUCUCCUCUCAAUUAUUCUGAUGCUGGAAUUCUGUGGAAGACCAAGGUGUGGUGCAACCCCAAGGAACACGGCCAAACCGAGAGAUCACUAAAUACUGCGCAAAUAUCCUGGGAUUACACGUACAGAAAGACUUUGGAAAAAUAACACGAGACUUUUAUGUGUUUUACCCAAAUCAACCAAGUGCUUUAUAUGACACUCAAA
This is a messenger RNA of Brienomyrus brachyistius, 1436 nucleotides long. Its product is annotated as peroxidasin-like. The transcript has 7 exons. Gene Ontology annotation, molecular function: transmembrane signaling receptor activity. Gene Ontology annotation, biological process: cell surface receptor signaling pathway. Lineage: Eukaryota; Metazoa; Chordata; Actinopteri; Osteoglossiformes; Mormyridae. The record is from RefSeq and is a predicted model, not a curated record. Bases 1 to 1326 code for a protein of 441 amino acids.